Eimeria mitis is the source of this 8166-nucleotide messenger RNA. RefSeq lists its product as uncharacterized. Gene Ontology annotation, biological process: proteolysis; glutathione catabolic process. Lineage: Eukaryota; Apicomplexa; Conoidasida; Eucoccidiorida; Eimeriidae. Gene Ontology annotation, molecular function: peptidase activity; protein binding. The record is from RefSeq and is a predicted model, not a curated record.
AUGGAGAGUGCAGUGACGCCUUCAGGUUUUGGUGGGCUGCAGCCUUCGCCGUCCAACUCUCUUGGGUAUGUUGCGGGAUCGACAGAGAAGCGGCUGAUGCACCUGUCUGUACAUCACCUCACAUCUGAGGACUUACCUUUCCACGUCCUGCGUAUUUAUCUGCAUGGACGCAACUCCCCAGAUUCCCCGUGGGGCCUCGAUGGCCAGCCACCCCCCUUCCUCGAUCCCCUCAUAACCCCUCACAGGUUCGCAGCAUUCGCAGCUGCAGCCAACUCGGCAGACGGGGAGGGUAGCCCUGCGGACCCGCUGCAGGGAGCCCUGGAAGAGCUGGCGUCUCCAUUUGUGUGGGCGUGCAUUGCGAAUUUUUUUAGUGCGAAGGUUAAAGAGCUAACUGCAGAAGAGCUGAGCUCUCUGAGGGCCUUCAUCGGUGCAAGUGAAGGCUCUAGUGGUGGCCCCCAAACAGAAGGGGCGAAUCGGGAGGGAUGGGCUGGCGAUGAUAAGAAGUGGCCGGGGACGGGGGGGCAUUGCAGCGCAGAGAGAGAUGCCCCAGCAGAGUUCUGCGUCUCUAGCCCCUUCUUAAGGUGCGGGAGAUGUGGGAAGUUGCAACUGCCUCCGGCCCCAGAAGGGUCAGGGGGAAGGGCGCUCGGCAUGUUGAUGGGUGGGCCCCUUUACGCUCUACGUACGGUUGCUAGGCUAUCUGAAGGUAUUCGUCUUAUGAGUGACAGAAUUCUCAGACCUCAUGGCAUUGGCGCGGCGGUUGCUGUGCUGGUGAGCCACGGGUUUGUCAGCAGAUCUGAUGGAGUCAAACGGGUAACAGGCGCUGUUGAAGAUCCCAGAAAGCAGCACUCAGCUUCCCCAAAGCGCGAUGUGAGGAGGCCUCCGCUGCCUCCCGAUGAGAGAAAAAGGCACGGGGGAGGACAGCAUCUUGCAGCAGGAUCGAAAAGGACCCCGUAUGGAGACGCGGCAGGGGCUCAAGUCCUUCAGAGGCCCUUUGACACUGGCCGUCUGUUGCUGAGGGCUGCUUCGUCUCCUUCUGCCCUCCUAGACAGUCUACGGCGCAACGGGAGCCCCCAGGAUGCUGGCGACGCUACUGCUGAAGCCAAAGGGGCCGGAGGAGCCGUUUCAGGGCUGGAUACUGUGCUAGAAAACCGUCUGGGUGCAGAACGAGGGGCCUCCACAACUUCACUGGAGGCCCUCGCGACCGGCUCUCAGCAGCAGGCGGCCACAAGCCCCAGUGGACCCACGUGGGAAGGGAGCACCCCUGUUGUUGAAACAGAAGCAGCCCUUGCCCUAGUCAUCACGGAAGAACCUCCUCAGCCUGGCGGAGAGGGCCCGCAUCCUGCUCCAGGCACUCGGGAAAGGGGGGCCUCAAUGGACGAAGGCGCUGAGCCAGUCGUUGUACCGACAUUCCCGCCGGUAUCUUCUAUGGCAGUUACCUCUCCAUUAGACCCUCGGCGUUUGUCUCUCAGUAACCCGACUCUUGCUCCCUACACUGCUGCUGCAGCAACUUCGCUACAAAAGUCGGCUGCUUACUGGGGUUCUGGGCCUCCCCUUGCAGUUCCUUCCUUCUCAGGAACGCUCGGAGGCCCCACAUAUUUGCGACAAUCUUUUGACAGGCCAGUGGUCCCGUCACCGAAACAUCAUCUACCGGGCGGCAUCCGAGGAGCGCGUCGAGUUGCGGAAUCCUUCAGCGAUUUGUCUUCUCCCGAGUCGCAGUCCAACAGUUCCACCUCCCCUCAAGGACUUGUAUCGGGGGACGUCAAGGACGAGGGGCACGGGGAAGUCUUAAGUGGUCCGGUCAUGUCUCUUGCAGACGCCGCCCGACGAUCUGCAGGAGCUGACGCACAGCACCUGCGCGACGCAGUUCAGGCGCUGCAGAAGAGUGCACUUGCUAAACUGGGUACAGGGCCAGAUGGCGCAGGGAUAGCUAUGAGUAACGACGACUCGGCGAUUAUCUCGCGUGUCACAACAGGAGCAGCAGGUCCAGAGCCAGAGGGUGAUGAAAACUCCCCGCUAAGUGAUCCUUGCCCCCAGAAAACCCCGCAAAGACGCGGAUUUAAUCCAUUGAACUACGUCUUAGCUGCAGCUUUGGCAGUCCAUAUGAUUCACAUGGUGGCAACGGGCAUUUAUUUAUUCGGGCUGAAGGGCACUUCCUUUGCCGUCGCUUGGCCGCAGCCAUUCCCCGCGGGCGCUUCAACCGAAAAAGACAGUCUGGCGUGGGCAGUGCCCGUAAACUCCUUCUGGUUCCGGGGAGAAGUUUCUGAAGGCAUUUCCUUGGGACCGCUAGUCGUCUCGCCCCCAAUGGAGGGGCCCGGUAUGGGGCCAUCUCCAGUCGGAACCGCUAUAGCCAAGUGGGCUGGCGUUGGCCACCGUCUUGGGGGCUCCGCGUGGGGUAUCCUCACUGUGGCGCUCUCGCUGCCUCCUCUUGCUGAUCUUCUCUGUUCGGUAGUUGGGUUUUGGUUCUUUCUUGCGGGGGAUGUUAGGCAGGAGCAACUCGUCUGCAUGGCUGUCGCCGCCACCAUGCCGAAGCACUUGAUCGGUAUGCCUUUGGCAGUUUAUUUGCUGAUCCUCGUUUGUGGUGCAUCGGUGCGCGUCGCCUUCUUUGGAUUCUUGGAGCUGCUGUUCAUGGCAGCUAUUAAACUGCUUCUGUGUACCCUAGCCUCAAUGUACGCAUCACGGAUCGAAAAGCCUAACGUUGCUUCACCCACCUCCACAAAGGAAUCGAAGCUGCUUGCUUCAAUCGCUCACGAGUGCGAACGCGCAGCGGAGAUUUGCAGCUGCCUACCAUUCGAAGGUUGCACUGCAUUGCCGAGACUUGGAGACCGAAGCGGCAGUUUCCGCUUGGAACGCCUGCCUCAAGAUGACAUUAGAAACGCUUAUCAGAAGGCGUCGCUCAAUGGAGACGGCUUCGGCGUAGGAUGGUACGUUACAAAGUGCUCCAAACGUACUUCUACCUGCACAAAGUUGGGUUUUUUGAGACCAUGUGACGGCAGUCGAGGUGAAACGAACGGAAAAAAGCCGCCGGAGGGAGAUGCUGCAGCAGGAAACCUCGCUUCAUCUGACGACGAUGGAGGUGCAUGCGUCUUUACGUCCCUGAAGCCCGCAUGGGCAGACAGAAAUCUAUACAAUCUUGCCGAGAAGAUAUCUAGCCGUUUGUUUUUUGCCCAUGUGCGGGCGGCGAGCAGUACUUUGGGGGCGUCACACUGCACGGGUUGUAUUGGUGGUCUUCCUCCUUGGGCAGUGGCAAAUGGCAGUGUCAGCACAGAGCUUUGUUGCCACCCCUUUCGCUGCGGCCGCUUCCUCUUUAUGCACAAUGGAAUUGUUGGGGGCUUCCACCGGAUCCGCCGAGAUCUGCUCAGUCUCCUACCCGAUCCGAUGUUCUCCUUUGCUAUAACGAAUAGCUGUAUUGACAGCGCAUGCUUGUUCGCGAUGUUUUUGGCCUUGCUGCCAAACAGCCCUACAGAGCCCUCAUCGCAUUCUGCCAUGAAGGAGGCUGUGGAGCAGAUGAUUGCAACAAUCUGCUGGUUGCUCGACAGGGAAAAGAUCGAAGAAAUAACCUUGAUCAACGUUGUUGUGUCGGAUGGAGAGAGUGUCGUCGCCACGAGAUUUGUCACCAAUGCUCAAGAAGUAGCCUACGAAUCGGGGAAGUCGGCAAUCGUGCCAGACCCAAAAGGCGAAACAGGCCCGGCGAUGCCGGCGAGUCUCUAUUUUGCCACGGGAACGGCGUGGGAACAGCAGGAGGAUACGUGCGAUGAAUAUCGCAUGACUCACAAGGACAAGCGGACAGAUAUAUGCAUUGUGACCAGCGAGCCUCUCACCUCAAACGCUGAAGAUUGGAUGCCGGUGCCGAGGAACACCAUGAUUUUGAUAACCCCAGCCAUAGAUCUCCUGCUUUAUCCAAUCGCCAGUGUUGGGUAUUUGCCUUCACUGCUGCGGAGCCGCCGCAGGUCUGGAUCCAUGGUACCGCCUCAGGAGACAGACAGCCCAUCUUUUGAUAGGCAAAUAUCUCUGCGCAAGGGCCUAGCGACUGCACUAGCAAAUAAGCUUGAAGAGGAUUUCGUAUCUUUUUUGAAAGUAGUUUCGAAUUCCCCCGUGGGGACUCCCUGUGCUGCUGACGACCUUCCAGUAAUUAUGCUGCGCUCGUUAGAGGGCGUCGUCCGUGAAUUGGCAAAGGGCAUUGAGUCCGGUGAUGGAGAAGAAACUGAAAAAUCGUGGCGAGCUUUGGAACUGAAGCUUCAGGGUCUGGAGAAGCAGAUACGAGCGGCUCAAGUGCAGAGACAGACUGUGGCUGCAAUCGAAGAUAGUCAAUCUCAUAGUCCUCUUGGCUCAUCCGUAUCUUCUGUUGGCAUACCACCGACGAAUCUGUAUCAUGCAGAUAUUAAUUCGGAGACCCCAGGUGCCAACCAGCAGUGUUACGAGCUCCUUGCGGGGUCCUGCGCCCUCUUAUGUCUUGAAAGCAUCAUGAUAUACAUAACGACUACCCACGAAGACGCAAAAUUGAAAGCGCCCUCGCCAGAGUCACCCUCGACUCCCCCAGUAGCGGCAAAGACAUUCGUUUUUGCGGGUAUGCAGAGUGGGGAGGUCGUCAUUUACGAUGCCACCAGCGCCUCUGUGUCACCUAUAUCUUUUCAAGCACAUGUGGGAGGCGUCCUAGCCAUGGCUGUACAUGCCAAUACCUUCAGGCGGGGUUGUGUAUGCACUGGGCGAGCCAUUGCAUGCAAGGACUGCGGCUCUGCGCUGCCGGAAGUCUUUCUAGUGACGGGCGGCAGUGACACCUCUUUGGCUGUAUGGGACCUUUCUCCGCUUAUAUUUGGAGGCCGUGAGCCUCGUCUUCUCAGUGGCAAACGGGUUUGCCUUGACGGCCCUAGGAUGUCUAUUGAUGCGGACGACUUGUUAGCUGUGCGUCUUACAUUUCUUCCCCACCAGGGCGAUGUCCUUUCUCUGCUGGUGAGGGACUCUUCCGACCGUGCUCACACAGGUGGCAGUCGCCAUGACCCAUCUACGCCAAUGUGCAUUGUGGAUGCAUGCAAAAGUUGCCUUCAAGGAAUACGUGCGGCGAUGCGGCUUGAUGACGGCAUGGGGGCAAGCUGUGAGGAAUCAGCUGCCUCCCCUCUGACUUCAUUACCUCUUGCAGAUUUUCAUAAGGUUCAGCCGAAUCCCUUUGUUGACGAACCGGAAUGCCGUCUGAUUUUAUUUAUUGGAUUCCAGUCAGCUAAGAUCGGUGCAGUGCUCCUAAGUGAUUUGUUGCGGUAUUUCCGCCAUACACAAGUUAUGGUAUCUGUCUUGGCGAAUGCUGUUUCGUUCCACCCAACGCAGCAGCAGUCUCUCCCCCUGAGUGUGUCUCGAAAUUUCGAACUAAAGACUCUUGCCUCAGGCACGUACAGGGUUGUAACUAGCACCUCAAGUCUCAAGAUUGUGGCACAGCCUUCUAAACAAGAUGGGGGGCUGAAGAUAGAAGUGCGUUUCUUGCCCUUUGAGAAAUCCGGCGUGAAGCGUCAGCAUUCACAUCAGUCUUUAGUUGGGCCCUGGCUUGACGAAAGUGGGCACAAUGGCUUUGUGGAAUGCCUGACCAGCUGCGGCAAGAAUGUCAUUUGCAGCGGUGGAGGUGACGGUCGGCUGCUUUUGUGGGGAGAGAAUGGGAGCUUGGUGGGAGAGCUCUCAGGCCACCAUGGCGGCGUAUUGUGCGUGGCAUAUACCGAGGCCCCUGUAGAAUCCCUUUGUCGUGACUUGCGCAGCUGGGGAUCUAGGGAGCACUUGCAAGCACAGAGUCCGCAAACCGACUGCUCCAAAGAUUCUGAUGACGUUACGCAUUCCCUUCAGGGUCUCUUGUUUAGUGGCAGCCGUGACAACAGCAUUCGCGUUUGGGCCCUCGAGCAGCUUGUGUGCAUACAGACCUUGAAUGUGCACACAUCAGAGGUGCUCGCACUGGCUGCGGACGCCGCGCGCAACAUUCUAAUUAGCGGGUCUGCCAAUGGUGAGCUCUUCGUCUGGCAGCUCGACUUGAUGGUUGUAGCAUUCCAACUCAACCUAAACGCGUCUAGCAGUUUAGAAGGCCAGAAAUCAGGCGUAUCUUUCACCGAUCUGUUGUUAGUAGCAGACGUCUCGUGUCUUCGCGGAUACGACAGCAAAAGUGCAGGUGCGUUUCGGAGUUCUCCCGCUGCCGGAGGGAGAUGGAGAGGUGGUUUGCAGUUAUGGGCAGGGCGCGGUGACGGGAAGUUGGGCGUUUGGAAUAUAAGCGAGAGAGACUUGGGGGAGGAGGAAUCCAUCGGAGAGCCCUACGAUCAGGCUCGAGCCACAACACGCGAGGCGUCUCUAUCAAGUGAUAUUGCAGAGGCUACGGAACUGACAGAAACAUCCCCAGGGCGUGCCUCAAUGCCUACAUGUUCAAGCAUCCAACAGCGAGGCGGUACUGCGGGAAAGGUACGGAUAGAGGAGACGCCGACAGAAGGGCAGCGCGGGCUGUGUGGAAGUCGAGUUAGCGGCAUGAUUAUCACCCCUGGAGCAUCAAUGCCUUCCCUACCGCCUCUGACAACUGGGGCAGGACUGGAGCCUAGACGGAGAGACUUCUUGCCCCUGCUUGCUCAGUUUGUUGCGUACAAGUCAGUUUCAGCUUCACGAUGCCCCCGACACGUCAGCGGCUGCAUCGGCGCUGCCAAGUUUGUCGCGCAGCUUUUUGAACAGGCGCUUGGAGCUACGGUGGAUAUUGUGUGGCCGCGUCGAUCGGCAGCGUCAUCAGAGUUCCACGGUGACCAGGGAGAAGGCCAGCCGCACCCUGUGGUGUUUGGCCGCCUAGGUACGAACCCACAGCACCCCACAAUCGUCUUUUACUCGCAUUACGACGUUGUAUCUCCCGGGAGUAGCUCUGCUGCGCCGAUCCCUUCCGACGGGUCAGAAGGCUCAGCUUCCCCCAUUACUACUGCGGCAUCUCCGACCGCACUGCCACGCAAUGGCGUUCUGCCGACGGGGAACCAGCCGACAGCCCGCAGCUGCCUUGAGACGAAUGGGCAUGUCGACAACGUGAAACGUCGAGAGAAUCACACCAAAUCUUCGGAGUGGCAAGGCACGGGCUGGAACACAAAUCCGUGGAGAAUCCACUGCAAAGAUGGCUACAUAUAUGGGAGAGGAGUGACUGACAACAAGGGGCCAAUUAUCUGUUCAUUGCUAGCCGUGAAGCAGUUCAUAGCAGAGUGGAGGAGGAAACAUAGAGCAAAUCAGGCGACGCAGGACCAGUGUUCGCAGCGUUCGGACGGCAAUACAACUUCGGCCAGUCAAUCCCCAACACCCACUAAGAACGACCCUGCGGUCCCGUUCAACUUCGUCUGGAUCUGCGAAGGCGACGAAGAAAACGGCAGCGUGGGUCUUGCUGAUGCUGUAGCGCAAAAGGCAAGCUGGCUUCACGGGACGCAUUUCCUCAUCUGCAACAACAGCUACUGGGCUGAUGACGUCACUCCGUGCCUUGUAUACGGCAUGCGCGGGGUGCUCGACAUCCGCGUGGAAGUAACGGCUGCCACAGGAGACGGCGGCUACCAUUCGGGGGUUCACGGCGGUGCUGUAGAGGAGCCAAUGCAGAGCUUGGUGCACCUGCUGGGUCGGAUGCACGAUCCUAACACUGGUCGCGUGACGAUUCCUCAAUUUUACGACGCCGUUCAGCAGCCCGAUCACGCAGAGCUCCAACGCGUCAAGAUUGCUGCAGAAUCUGUAGAAACGGGAUGGAUACAGGAUGUCUCAGCAAGUGGAGUCGGCGACCCGCAGGAGCUUCUUCGAAAACGCUGGUUGGAACCCUCCAUGUCGUUGCUGGGCAUCAACGCCUCUUUGAAGGGAAACUGUGCACACGCUGGUGGAGCCAUGCGUAUUAUUCCUUCAACGGCCUCCGCAGAAAUUAGCCUGCGCCUUGUGCCCAAGCAGGUCUGGGGUGUUGAGCCACUUUAUGUACGAGAGGGAGGCUCAAUGCCAGCAAUUCCGUUCCUCGCUGAUGCUCUCCGGCGACUUCCCGGGCCCACAGGCCACGCACAAGAAUCUGAGGAAAUAGCCGUCUGUCAGUUGCCGUUUGGGCAGGCUAGCGACAAUGCUCACCUCCCAAACGAACGGCUGGGCAUUCGUCAGGUGGAAAAGGGAGUCGAUGUACUCGCGUCCACGUUAGAGUCUCUUGCGGCGAGGCUGACUUGA